Mugil cephalus (flathead mullet) is the source of this 1772-nucleotide messenger RNA. It is a transcript of the gene phf11, whose product is annotated as PHD finger protein 11. Lineage: Eukaryota; Metazoa; Chordata; Actinopteri; Mugiliformes; Mugilidae. The record is from RefSeq and is a predicted model, not a curated record. The transcript is spliced from 17 exons. Bases 631 to 1341 code for a protein of 236 amino acids.
UCAGAUGCCCGAUCCACCGUCUGUGCCAGCGGUUAUGUUCAGUUGUUUGACUGGUUUGUUUGCAUUAGAUUUGUUAACUUUUGUAGGACGAAGGGGGCCACGGCUGGGUGUGAAAUCAAACGCUGCAAGAAGUCCUACCAUUACCCGUGUGCUGUUGAAGAGGGAGCCAAGACGGUUGAGGAUGCGGAAAACGAGAAUUAUGGGCUGUACUGCCGACAUCAUUAUGAACAGAUAAAAAAAAAGAACAGUUAUGACAAAGAACUUGUCACUUCCAUCGCGAAGCCUUCGACCUCCAAAACCCCCACUGAAGCCGGACCAUCGAAGGUGUAUUGUCUGCCCUGUGAGAAGACAGAGGGAAAUAUCACCUUGGACAGUGUGGCUCAGAGCAUCAAGUUAAAUUGUGAAAAACAUCUUCCUUCGUCACAUAAGAGGAACAACAGCGGUGACUCUGCAGCAGCCGGACCGUCCGACCAUUCCUCAUCCAGCAAUACGACGCAUGGCACAUCCAAGAGACGACUGAGUUUCUGUGACACACAAGAAGACACUUCCUUUAAACGGAGGCCUGAAAGCAAGAACGGAAUAAUAUCUGAUGAUUCUUCAAAUUCAGAUGACUGUCAACUAAACGAAUCAAUGGAAAUAUUUGCGCCUUUAGAGUCGGAUUUGGAUGAAAGUGGCGGUGCAGAGAGCCAGAGGAUCAGGAAAGACUGUAAGAGUCCAAAUGGAUCCAUUCCAGGAAAUCAACCAAAGAUUGAGAAGAGACAAGAAGAUGAAGAUGAAACAAUCCUAUGUUCAGACGCUGAGUCUGAGAGUCUGCUGCUUCCUGUGGAGAUCUGCGUUGGGUCCGAGUCCCUUUCAGCUGCUGCUCCUGAGGAUUCAAUGGAUUCAAGUCCAGCACCCAAAGUGACUUUGGUUAGAGAAGAUGUGGCAAAGACGGUACAUAAAGACUCCAGUCCCGACCACAGGCCGGGUCGUCACACCGAGGGACCCUCUGUCCCACAGCAAAGCUCCACUGCUCGCGCUCGUUCUCCUGAGCCGUCUCAAUCUCGCUCUGGCCCAGCGCACGGCAUCAACUCCACCAGCUUCUGGAAAAGCUGCAAUGUGGCUGGCUGCACGGAGGCCAUCUUCACUGACUUCAUUAACGGGAUGAACGAUAUUUCUAACAGAAUCCAGUCCGACCAGGCCAGCCAGGAGGAUUAUGAUCGGGCACUAUCGGUGAUGGCGGCCUCUGGGAGACUGGCAGAGUUUGUGUCCAAGCAGCAGGAAGAGUUAAAAAGGAAACUAAAGGAACUGCACAAGGCGGCAGCGGCCAUGAUGGAGGUCGUCUCAGCCCUGAAUAAAUGAGUCCGUCCCGAGAAAGAACAUGUACAUCAGCUUUUCCUGCUUUUCUCUGUUAUUUUGCAUUUCAAAUUAUUCCCAUUUUAUAUAUAUAUAUAUAUACUGUAUAUAUAUAUACUUUUUUUAAUCUGUACAUUUUUAUUGAUUCUGCCUUAACAUGUGUUUUAUUUCUUACAAGGAUUUAAUUUUAAAACCUAAAACAAAAUGUGAAGAAGUGGAGAGGAUAUUUAUAUUGAAGAUUGUUCCUCUCAACUGAAGUAUGUUUGCUUGUGGGUUUGAUUCUUUUAAAUAAUUUUAUGGUUUACUUACAUUUUAAGAAUAUUUUUAUACCGCAAUGUAAUUGUUCUUUUUUACCAUGUUGAACUUGAUGCCACACUGCACAUUAUCGGAGCUGUUUAUUAUGUUCGAUACAUAAAUGAACACCAAGUGAAAAUUGA